Molecule: messenger RNA, 4659 nt
Organism: Xiphophorus couchianus (Monterrey platyfish)
Lineage: Eukaryota; Metazoa; Chordata; Actinopteri; Cyprinodontiformes; Poeciliidae
Gene: septin5b
Product: septin 5b
Exons: 12
Coding region: 218-1327 (369 amino acids)
Molecular function (GO): GTP binding
Source: RefSeq, a predicted model, not a curated record
CUUUUUUUUUCACCCACACAGCUACCAGACCCAGGGACCGUCUCUGAAUGCACCUCCAGGAAGCCAUGGUAACAGAUGUGCUUCUCUCCGUGUGAUUCGGGUUCGUUUUGGCUCGUGUCUGCUCCCUUCCUGCCCUCGUGCCGCGGUGACGGACAUUUGGUUCUGCUCUGACCCGCCCCUUCCAUUCAGCCAGGCAGCAUCUUCCAUCGGGUCCAACAUGACGUCCAUCAGCAGGUACCGGAGCCGCGCGCUCCGUGCAGAGGAUUCGGAGGACAGAGAGUAUGUGGGCUUUGCGACGCUGCCCAACCAACUGCACAGGAAGUCAGUGAAAAAAGGCUUCGACUUCACACUCAUGGUGGCAGGUGAGUUUGGUCUGGGUAAAUCUACGCUGGUCAACAGCCUGUUCCUCACCGACCUGUACAAAGAGAGGAAGCUGCUCAACGCUGAGGAGCGAAUCAAGCAGACGGUAGAGAUCACAAAGCGCACGGUGGACAUCGAGGAGAAGGGCGUGAAGCUCAAGCUCACCAUCGUGGAUGUGCCAGGUUUUGGAGACGCUGUCAACAACACAGAGUGCUGGACUCCGGUAACAGACUACAUCAACCAGCAGUUUGAACAAUACUUCAGGGAUGAAAGUGGAGUGAACAGGAAGAACAUCCAGGAUAACAGGGUCCACUGCUGCCUUUACUUUAUAUCCCCAUUUGGACAAGGGCUCCGCCCCAUCGAUGUGGAGUUCAUGAAGGCCCUGCAGGAUAAAGUCAACGUGGUUCCGCUCAUCGCUAAGGCCGACUGCCUCACGCCUUCUGAGAUAAAGAGGCUCAAAGAACAGGUGAGGGAAGAGAUCGAUAAGUUUGGGAUAAAGAUCUACCAGUUCCCCGACUGCGACUCUGAUGAAGACGAGGAGAUCAAACAGCAGGAUAAAGGGCUGAAGGAGAGCCUUCCGUUUGCAGUGAUCGGCGGGAACACUGUGCUGGAGGUCAGAGGUCAGAGGGUGAGGGGCCGCCUCUACCCGUGGGGGAUCGUGGAGGUGGAGAACCCGUCCCACUGUGACUUCGGGAAGCUCAGGAACAUGCUGAUUAGGACGCACAUGCACGACCUGAAGGACACCACCAACGACUGUCACUAUGAAAACUACCGGGCCCAGUGCAUCCAGAACAUGACCAGUAAGAUGAAUGCGGAUAAGCGUGUGGAGAGUCCCAUCCCGAUCCUGCCGCUGUCCACGCCCGCCGUGGAGACAGAGAAGCUUAUCAAGAGGAAAGAUGAAGAACUGAGGAGGAUGCAGCAGAUGCUGCAGAAGAUGCAGCAGCAGAUGCACGGGCAGGACCUGUGACCUCCAAUCGGCCCUUUUACAGCAGCUAUAAUCUCACACACACACGCGCACACACACAGUGUAACCCACACUGCUCCCCUUCUUUCAGGGACGAGAUGAGGAAAUCUCUCUUUACUAAUUAACAGAUAAAGUGUUUUUAAGACAGCAUGCUUUCUCUUCAGUGCAGUCCUCAGCCAAGUGAUCUAUAGAUUUUUAGCCAGUAGAUUGAAGUUAUCAGAUAGGCCAAAGUAGAUUAACAAAGUAGAUGCAGCGCUUUGCUGAAAUACUGAAUAAGUAUUCCAACAGUGGUCAAACGUUAUGAUGCUUUUGAAUAUUAAGAUCAGAAAUUUGAAUAUUCUUAGAAACAGGAAGCGGGUUUGUCAACUGAACAUAUCAGAAUCGAGUUUUCAUAGUUAUUUAAAGUCAUUAAAUAUAAGAAAUAAAGACUUCCUGUUGUGACAGGAAAAAACAAAAGCACAAUAUUAGAUGUAGAAGUCUUGAGUUAUUGAUGGUGUUUGGAUAAAUGAUUCUCACCAAACUGUAAUGAGACUCCUGUCAGUUUUCUAACAGGGUUCUUUGUUCACAGAGCAUCAGAGGUUUGGGUUCCUCAUCAUGGUCUUUAUUAUCAUAUUCAUCCUGAACUAUGAAUGAUGCGUUUAUGCUGCUAUUUAAGAUGCAGCUUCAAUGAAUCUUAAAAGCAAGAAAAGGUGCACAUGUUUGAAUUUAUGGUGGACUUUCUGAAAUCCACAUAAGCUCAAAUGUAUACAUACCCAGUGCAUAGAGUUAAUAACAGAUAAUGUCCCUGUUUUGCAGCUUGCGGUUGGAUAUCAGAGUUUCUUAUUAGAACCGGUGGAGUUCAUUUUAAAAGGCUGGUUUCUGAAAACAGAAAGGGCUUUUUGGUAUAAUUCAAAAAAGUUUUCAUUGACCUGACGUCAGGAAAUUGUAGAAAUAUCAUAUUUUUUUUUUCCUAACCCACUUUUGAUUCAGGGUCACUGAACAUCAAACUUUUUUUUUUUUUUUACAAUAUAUUUAUUAAGAAACACAGAAAAUAUACAUUCAAGCAAACAUUGAAAACCACCAGCCCCCACAGUCAACACUCAGGAUAUAAGAUACAAUAAAAUUCAACAAAAAAAUGAAAUAAAAAAAGAAAUUAAAUGAAAUGAAAACUGGGGACAAAGUAAAAAUGUAUAGAUACAUUUUUGCACAAUAAAGUUGAACUUCUUCAACUCUAGGACCUUGAUAAGGUAUCGCUCUCUUGUUAAAAAAUGUAGCUGUAUGAAUUUAUAUUAAUCUUUGGUGUUGUUCUUUUAUUUAAUUCCAUUACAUUCAUUCAUUUCAGCUUGAUUACUUUACAAAAAUUGCAUGAAGCUCUCUCAGAUUUCCUUAUAUUUACUGUUUUUUCCUCUAACAACAUGUUAAUUUCUCUGGAACAUCAAACUCAUGGUGCGUUCCAGGUACCUGGGAAUUGGGAACUCUGAGCUGGGAUUGAUGUCAGACCAAGGUAACGACAUUCUAGUCGUUCAAGUCGAAAUUUCAACAUGGCGACGCCCAUAAACGUUGUUAUCAAGGCCUCUUCCAAACAUUGUUUUAAGCUUUACUUCCCAUAAUCAAACACUACUUUCAUUGUGUUCAGUUUAUCAUUGCAGGCACGUCAUGUAACAUUGAUUUUACAAUUAUUUUCUCUUACGUGUGUGUCUCGUGAAAUAAACAUGUUUCCACCACAGCUUACUGCUGAUUAAGUGAGGAGCGGCCAUAUUGAAAUGCAAAGUCUGCCAUACAAGUAUCAACUGGAGGGAGUCGGAGUUUCUCCCAGCUUCCCAGUGGGAAUAAAUCCAACUUUUUUCCUACUAGGAAGCUGCCAUUUCCCCAGUUCAGAGUAUAACUGGAACGCAGUAUUAGUCUAAGGUUUAUCCUGACCUCUGACCUCUGAUGAAAAGGUAAUUGGUUCAGAUGUUCAAGAACAACAGAAUGAUUGACAAACAGUAAGUUCUGGAACACCAGUGAGCCAAAUAACAUCAGGUUGUGGUGCAGAACAAGAAAUAAAACUGGAAUGUUCAAUUUGGACUAGAAUUCAUUUAGUUUCUAGCUUUAGGUUUUUAGGUAAGAUGGAAAUUGAGCUUUUUUUCCUCACAAUGGUGAUAAAUUUCUUUAGUGAUGCCAAGGUGAGGGUCAUAAACCUAAACACACUGUACUAACUGUGAAGCACGGUCAGAAAUCCAACCAGAAUGAUAAUAGAUACAAAGAAGCAGCUGUUUUUUCAUCAACUUUUUAUCUACAAUUUAGAUCCUGUUUGUAUUGAAGAAUAUAUAAAAUAAACCUGAACAGCCGUUAACCAUCUACAGAGAAAUUAUGAUAAAAUAAAAGCAAACAAAUUGUUGUAAACAGUCCUGUUCCACUGACUGUGGUCCUGUUUUUCUAAUUAACUAUAAGACCCAUUGUUUUGUUUGCUGUCUAAUCUGGUUAUUUUAUUCUAAUAUGAAGUGCAGAUUAAUCGUUUUGAAUACGUGAACAUAUUGAAUUAUAAAGUAAAGUCUUGAAGGCUUGUGCAGCAGUUUCUACAGGAUCAUUCUAACAUGUCUAGGAUUAAAACAGAAAAAAUUCUGGUUCUGACCAAACCCACUGACACACAGACGGUUCUGACAAAUAUCCUGGUACCGUCUCUUGGUUUUAACAUCAGAAUUAAUUACAUCUGAUGAAGAUUGUUAAAUGUUUCUGUGCUGGUAAACUUUAUUCAGUAAUCAAAUAUUUGACACAGGUUGUCCAGCUACUUCCUGCUGUCUUUAUAGUCUUUCCCACCAGUAGUAACUUCCUGUUGUUGAUCACAUGACUCGUGUGAUGCGAAAUAAACUAAUACCUGAAAAACCUAAUCAUCCUCACUCAAAAACGUCUUAGCAUUUUGUUUUUUGAAAUUGCUUUGUUUCCAUUAAACAAAUUCAGUUUUGUUAUUCCAAUUUUGGCAAUAUUACGGUCAUCGGAAGAAAGGCUAGUGUGAAUAUAAUCUCCUUUUAUGUUUCUCACAAGUAAUAACUGACACCAACAUACAGCUAAUGUUUCCACAAACCUUCAUCUUUUCAGUUCCAGAGAGUUUAGACGACAUUUCAUCACACUGCUUUUCUACACUUCAGUGCUGUACUCUUCUGGGGAAUUGUAAUGAUUUGUACAUAUGAAGGUAAAUCUUGUGAAAUGAAAUACAGCCAGAGGAAGUCGAUCAGAAAACAAAUGUUUGCUGAACUCCCUGACAGCAACAGAGUUUUCCAGCAAUCAGGACUGCAAGUCUUUUUUUUUCUGUUUCUGUGGUUGAUCAGACUGUUUUUAAAUUUUGUGAUGAUAAUAAAAAUGAUGUGAGAAUUGUC